GACUUUUUUUUUUCCCUUAUAUUACCACUAAAAAAGGCAGAGAAAAUGGAAUCUCAAUUGCACUGUCAGCAUGGGCAUCACGGCUAUGAAGAAGAACCUAAACACUCUGCAGUUGAAGGAGAAUGUGAAGGUGAGCACCAUCUUGGAGAAAAGAAAUCAGUGCUGAAGCAGGUUAAAGAUAAGGGAAAGAAAAUCAAAGAUACGAUUAAGAAGCAUGGACAUGGGCACGAGCAUGGAUAUAAUCUAGAGGAAGAAGAGGAGGAAUAUGUAAAUCUUGGACAAGGGAUCACUCCGAGGCAAAACAGUGUCGAUACGGAAAAAUUGACUGAUAGACACGAGGAUACGUAUAAUAGAAAUGUAAGGGAUGAGGGAGAAACCCCGGAUGGAUUACUGGACAUGGGGAGGACGACCGCCGUGGAGACCGAGGGGGAGGGCUACAUCGAGGGAAAAUGCACAGUUUCUCCUUGGGAAGAAGCAAACGUGGGGCAAACGAGGGUUAAAAUUGGACAAUCGGUUCAUUCUUCUUCAGGAGCAAUUCCGCCUUCAAAUUAUCAGUCCAAAGUGGUUGAUCCAACAGGCACUGUGCUGUGGUGGUUUCACGAGAUCGAAGGGGAGAGUAAAAUUAGAACAUCGUCCGGUCUAGAAAAUCUUGAAUCUACCCUGAAAAGACUAGAUCCUGGAAAAACAGAGGACAUGCCCCAUGGCACGCUGGAAAAACAGAGGACAUGCCCCAUGGCCAUCUCUGCCAAGAAUGUGGUGGCUUCAAAGCUCGGAUAUGGUGGACAUGAUGAAGGCCGAGAUUCUCAAAAUGGCACAUCAGAAUCUGCCAAGCCCGAGCGCAGCAUUGCAGCUACCAUGACAGAAAAACUGGCACCAGUUUAUCGCAAUGUGGCGGAUGCCUCCAGUGCCGUAAUAUCAAAAGUUCAGGGAAGUGGAACUCAGGAUGAAGGCGGAAAUAGAGCAACCUACAUUGGGAAUGAGGGUAAAGGAACUGAUAAGGGCAUUUCCAUGAAGGACUACUUGGCAGAGAAAUUUAGGCCCGGCGAUGAAGAUAAGGCAUUUUCAAAUGCUAUUUCGGGUGCACUCCACAAGAAGAAGGGUGAAACUGGGAAGCCAAAGGGGAAAGUGGCUGAAUUGAAGCAAAUGGCGAGGCAUUUAGGCACUGGUAGUGAAAAUAAAAGGGAAGGAGAAGAUGCCCUGAGUGCUAGGAAUGAAAGCAAAGGAACAGGCAUGGUGGACAGGAUUAAAGAUACCAUUGGUUCUUGGCUUGGCAAAAGUGCUGGACUGCAAACUGCUCAGGAUUCACUUGCCUUGCCCAAUCCCAUGGUAAGUGAACCAUAGUUUGAGUUUCUUUCUUAAUAUACAUUAAGUUUCGGGGCAGCGGAGGCUGCAGGAAUCGAACUACUGAUGAACUAUAUAGACGUUGAAAGGCUUGUAUUUUGGAAUUCGAUGUUUUUCUUGGUUCCAAUGCGUUGUUUGCUUCGUUGUAAUUGUGAUUGGGUUUCGGUAAAACACUGCUUUUGACGAUUAUCAAAGUGCCCAGUGUGCUUUCAUGGA
This is a messenger RNA of Olea europaea var. sylvestris, 1557 nucleotides long. Its product is annotated as low-temperature-induced 65 kDa protein. Bases 46 to 1341 code for a protein of 431 amino acids. The transcript is spliced from 6 exons. The record is from RefSeq and is a predicted model, not a curated record. NCBI's taxonomy places the organism in Eukaryota, Viridiplantae, Streptophyta, Magnoliopsida, Lamiales, Oleaceae. Gene Ontology annotation, biological process: response to abscisic acid; response to stress.